This is a messenger RNA of Carica papaya (papaya), 2638 nucleotides long. Its product is annotated as peroxisomal acyl-coenzyme A oxidase 1. Gene Ontology annotation, molecular function: fatty acid binding; acyl-CoA oxidase activity; FAD binding. The record is from RefSeq and is a predicted model, not a curated record. Gene Ontology annotation, biological process: lipid homeostasis; long-chain fatty acid metabolic process; fatty acid beta-oxidation using acyl-CoA oxidase. Gene Ontology annotation, cellular component: peroxisome. NCBI's taxonomy places the organism in Eukaryota, Viridiplantae, Streptophyta, Magnoliopsida, Brassicales, Caricaceae.
AAUGUGAUUUAGCACAGGAAAAAGGGGAGAAGAAAAUAUAUCAGAAGAACAGGAAGGUGAAGGCUGCUAACAGAUUCACUGUCAAUCAUUGCCCUAAGGGUUGGAAUUAAUUAUCACACCUACUCCAAGUUCAUUAUCGCGAAAAUCAAUGGUUGCGAGCUUAUCCUAGUUCGGAUUUAAGAACCCUCUCUCUCUCUCUCUCUCGCUCAUUUUCUCAUCCCUUCUCUGGAGCAUUCACAACCACAUCCCCUAAAUUGCGUUGCUCUGUUUGUAUAUCUCUUGCACAAUUUUGUCAAGGUUUUUGAAAAAAUGGAGGGGGUAGAUUACUUGGCUGAUGAGAGGAACAAAGCGGAGUUCUCGGUGGACGACAUGAAGAUCGUCUGGGCCGGUUCGCGCCAUGCCUUAGAAAUUUCCGACCGAAUUUCUCGUCUUGUAGCUAGCGAUCCGGCAUUCCGAAAGGAUGAUAGAACUAGGCUACCUAGGAAGGAGUUAUUUAAGAACACUCUGAGAAAAGCUGCUCAUGCAUGGAAGCGGAUAAUUGAGCUGCGUCUUACUGAGGAAGAGGCAUCUCGAUUAAGGUUUUAUGUGGAUGAACCUGCUUAUACGGAUCUUCACUGGGGAAUGUUUAUACCAGCUAUCAAGGGACAAGGCACAGACGAGCAGCAACAGAAGUGGUUGCCAUUGGCACAAAAGAUGCAAAUAAUUGGUUGCUAUGCACAGACUGAACUAGGUCAUGGUUCCAAUGUUCAAGGCCUUGAAACAACUGCAACUUUUGAUCCUGAGACAGAUGAAUUUGUUAUUAACAGUCCUACUCUAACUUCUAGCAAAUGGUGGCCUGGGGGACUGGGAAAAGUGUCUACACAUGCUGUUGUUUAUGGGCGCCUCAUAACUGAGGGCAAGGACCAUGGGGUGCAUGGCUUCAUUGUGCAGCUGAGGAGCUUGGAUGAUCACUCGCCUCUUCCGGGCAUUACUGUUGGUGAUAUAGGAAUGAAAUUUGGAAAUGGCGCAUAUAAUACCAUGGACAAUGGGUUUCUAAGAUUUGAUCAUGUACGCAUACCGAGGAAUCAUAUGUUGAUGAGGGUUUCACAGGUCACGAGGGAAGGAAAAUAUGUAAAAUCUGAUGUGCCACGGCAGCUGGUUUAUGGUACUAUGGUUUAUGUUCGACAACAAAUUGUCGCUGAUGCUUCUUGUGCUCUAUCACGGGCUGUUUGUAUCGCAACGAGGUACAGUGCUGUUCGUAGACAAUUUGGUUCACAGAAUGGUGGAGCUGAGACUCAGGUGAUUGAUUACAAAACUCAGCAAAGUAGACUUUUUCCUUUGCUAGCUUCUGCAUAUGCUUUCAGAUUUGUUGGUGAGUGGCUGAAAUGGCUAUAUACGGAUGUGAUGGAAAGAUUGCAAGCCAGUGAUUUCACAACAUUGCCUGAGGCUCAUGCAUGCACUGCAGGAUUGAAGUCUCUCACUACUACCGUAACAGCUGAUGCCAUUGAAGAAUGCCGGAAAUUAUGUGGUGGACAUGGUUACUUGUGCAGCAGCGGGCUUCCUGAAUUAUUUGCUGUUUAUGUCCCUUCUUGUACAUAUGAAGGAGACAACAUUGUUCUGCUUUUACAGGUUGCAAGGUUUCUUGUGAAGACUGUUUCUCAACUGGCAUCUGGAAAGAAGCCUGUUGGAACGACAGCUUAUAUGGGACGUGCAGAACAUCUUCUGCAGUGUCGUUGUAAUGUUCAAAGUGCUGGAGAUUGGUUGAAGCCAAAUGUAGUACUGGAGGCAUUCGAAGCAAGGGCCACUAGGAUGUCUGUUACAUGUGCGAAAAAUCUUAGCAAAUUUGAAAAUCCAGAAGAGGGUUUCUCAGAACUCUUAGCUGACUUGGUUGAGGCAGCAGUUGCUCAUUGCCAAUUAAUUGUUGUUUCCAAGUUUAUUGAGAAGGUGCAGCAAGACAUUCCAGGGAAGGGGGUUAAACGACAGCUAGAGAACCUUUGCUACAUAUAUGCACUAAAUCUACUUCAUAAACAUCUUGGCGAUUUUCUCUCGACUAGCUCCAUUACUCCGAAGCAAGGUGCACUAGCAAAUGAGCAGCUUAGAUCCUUGUAUUCCCAGGUUCGGCCAAAUGCAAUUGCACUUGUUGAUGCAUUUAAUUAUACUGAUCACUUCCUUUCUUCAACUCUUGGCCGCUAUGAUGGAAAUGUAUAUCCAAAUCUCUUUGAGGAAGCUUGGAAGGAUCCUCUAAAUGAUUCGGUUGUCCCUGAAGGCUAUCACGAAUAUAUUCGGCCUGUAUUGAAGCAGCAACUCCGCACUGCGAGGCUCUGAAAAUUGAAUGGAGAUUUGGUGUUAGAACCCAGAAAAUGGAAGACGGUCUACAUGGUUGUGGAGAAUGAAUAAUGUUAUAAUAAAUCAUCUUAGAUGCUUUAGUAAUGUUAAGAGAAAAGCUGGGUACAGUGAUUCUUGUUAGCUAGUGAUCGCAGAAGUGAUUUGCUGGAAAACGUUUCACUGGUACAACUCAACUUUCCAAGAAGAAUUUUGGCCGUGACCGGGAUAAAACAGUUGACGGUGAGGUCAGCUGUCUCUGUCCUCAUAUUCUUGGUGAAGUAUGUGAGUAGCAAAAUUGGUUAUUAAUACUAAAUUUUCUGAUAUGGUUUUUUUA